Molecule: messenger RNA, 1839 nt
Organism: Bombina bombina (fire-bellied toad)
Lineage: Eukaryota; Metazoa; Chordata; Amphibia; Anura; Bombinatoridae
Gene: ANP32A
Product: acidic nuclear phosphoprotein 32 family member A
Exons: 7
Coding region: 99-818 (239 amino acids)
Biological process (GO): regulation of apoptotic process
Cellular component (GO): nucleus
Molecular function (GO): histone binding
Source: RefSeq, a predicted model, not a curated record
GCCUCCUAAACUAGCAGGUUAGAGUUAUCCGCGGUGCAGCGCAAGAGCCGCCGAUCGAAGAACCCGAAUUCGGGUGAGUACAGGACACACCCGCAGGGAUGGAGAUGAAGAAGAGAAUCCACCUUGAGCUGCGGAACAGGAUCCCGGCCGAUGUGAAAGAGCUUGUCUUAGACAACUGUCGGUCAAGUGAAGGAAAAAUAGAAGGACUGACUGAUGAAUUUGAAGAACUGGAAUUUUUGAGCACAAUAAACGUCUGCCUCAGUUCUGUGGCAAAUUUACCAAAGUUAAACAAGCUAAAAAAGCUGGAGUUGAGUGACAACAACAUCUCUGGAGGACUGGAAGUGCUUGCGGAGAAAUGUCCAAACCUCACACAUCUCAACUUGAGUGGAAAUAGGAUAAAGGAUCUGAGCACACUAGAACCGCUGAAAAAGGUAGAAAAUCUGAAAAGCUUGGACCUGUUCAACUGUGAGGUCACCAAUCUUAAUGACUAUCGAGAAAAUGUCUUCAAGCUUCUCCCCCAGCUCACCUAUCUGGAUGGUUAUGACCGUAAUGAAAAAGAAGCCCCAGAUUCUGAUGCUGAGGCAUACGUAGAAGGGGAUGAGGAGGAUGAAGAUGAUGAAGAAGACUUUGACGAGGAUAUUCCACCAGGGGAGGAGGGAGAGGAAGAUGAAGAGGAGGAGGAAGAAGAAGUGAGUGGAGAGGAAGAGGAGGAUGAAGAGGCUCACAAAGAAGGGGAUGAGGAUGAAGCUGAUGAGGAUGAAGAACAAGGGCAAAAGAGAAAACGAGACCUGGAUGACGAGGGAGAGGAAGAGGAUUAAAGCCUGUGACCCAUUAAGAAAUUCUUGUUGACUGUUUUUAUCCAGAAAUUCCCUAAGCUUUCCCCCUCUGAUUGUAAUGUUUUCUGUGUGCCGGACAGACACCAUGCAAGGAGAUUCACACUUAGUAUUUUUACUGCCACUCCUGCAGGUUUUUAUAAUAAAUAUUUUAGGUUUUAUUUGUGUUUACUGAGAUUCCAAACAAACCGGCUCCCGUCGGUGUAAAUCCCAGUACUAAUGUGUUUGUUCUAUGGAAGUAGUAUAUCCCUUUGCUAGGGAUUAAAGUCUUAAGCGUGUAUUCAUUACUAACCCCCUCUCUGUCAAGAGGACUGUAAUGGUUUGUGUUGCAGACAUCUGACAUAGAAUUAUCUAAAAUAAAUUAUUGAGAGAAAGUUUCCAAUUGUUAGAAGUGAACCAAACAUAAUUUGUAUUUGUAACUAGUUUAAUAUGAAUUAGCCAGCUGUUUAUAAACUCAAUACUAUUAUAAUGUACUUGUAAAACACCGCCAUAUUCUGUAGCACUGCGUACAUACGUAAGUGGAACACUGUGCCGCUUAUUCACGGUGAUAAAAUGUUAAACUGAGACUUAACAAUACAAAUUUGCGUAGGAGGAGGAUAGCCCUGCUGCGACAAGCUUUCAAUCUAUUUGCAUUAUGGAUUUAAUUAAUAUGUCUAGUCUUCCACCCUAUCUUAUAGCUGUCAAACUCAGCUAGUAAUAUGUGAUGUUAACGGGUUUAUAUAUGAAUUCAUGUAAAGAAUUUCUAUUUAGGUGACAGUUGUGGAUUCGAUAAAGGGUUAGAGUGGGAAAAACCAUUUGCAGUAAAGAGAAUAUAUAGUUGUCUUAUUUAAAUAAAAGAAGAAUUCCUAGUGAGCAUACUGACUGCAGAUUCUGUAACAGUAUGCAGUGAUGAGGGAUAUAGUAGCAGAGGCAUGCUUGUGCUUUUUAGUAGUAAAAAAACAAACUAAAUCAAACCAUGUUUUUUGCCUGAAGAGUUUAUAAUAAAAUAAAGCUAUUUAAUCUAAAA